Phytophthora sojae is the source of this 585-nucleotide messenger RNA. RefSeq lists its product as hypothetical. The record is from RefSeq and is a predicted model, not a curated record. Lineage: Eukaryota; Oomycota; Peronosporomycetes; Peronosporales; Peronosporaceae. The annotation marks the transcript as partial. The transcript has a single exon.
AAGACUAACCAGGAGGGUUCAGGGUCCCGUGAUCCACGCCACCUGUACGCGAACCCGCUGAGCCCAUCAACGUGCUGGGUGACUGCCUUGGCAAUUUAUCUUGCAUGCCACCCUCGAUUGGAACCGGGGGCACUAUUUCCAGGCUCUAACCAGAAGCUACGAUUUAGCAAGGUGCUGGCUAACCUUUUGAAGCAAGGAGACGCUGGUAAAAAUUUCGGUACGUACUCGGUGCGCAAAGGAGUGGCUACAUUCGCUUGUGGAGGAAGUACAGGUGGUCCCUCGAUCGUGAGUGUGUGUCUUCGCUGCGGAUGGAGCCUCGGUGGAGUUCAAGAUCGCUAUUUCCGUUAUGAAGCCGCAGGAGAUCAAUUCCUGGGGCGAGUAGUGGCAGGACUUCCCGUAAAUGACUCUAAGUUCGCUACUUUACCGCCCUAUUUUCAGAAUGGCUCCGAUAAAAAUGUGAAAUCGUGCGUGGAGAUUAUGUUUCCGGUUCUCUCUCGCGAAGCCAAUAUGGCAGGAAUUUUGCGGUUGUGCCUAGCAUCACUCGUGCAUCACGCGGAAUAUUUGCUGCAGCUUUUACCGGCCACC